Messenger RNA from Mollisia scopiformis, 1485 nucleotides. RefSeq lists its product as uncharacterized. Lineage: Eukaryota; Fungi; Ascomycota; Leotiomycetes; Helotiales; Mollisiaceae. Gene Ontology annotation, biological process: proteolysis. Bases 1 to 1485 code for a protein of 494 amino acids. The record is from RefSeq and is a predicted model, not a curated record. Gene Ontology annotation, molecular function: cysteine-type peptidase activity. The transcript has a single exon.
AUGGGUUUUACACUUCGACCACCUCGGAGGCACUCACUGUCAACUGCAACAGGCUCAUUCCAAAAACAGUUUCGACCGCUCACACAAAAACGGGUUGAUCAGAUAAAAGCAGCAAUUGGUUCAGUUGUAGAUCGUUAUGAGGAUGUCGUCCCAAUUCUUCCUAAAGGCGUAAAUGGGGUUAACGCGUAUGAACUGCAGGAUCUUCUCACAAAUGUACCUGAACCAGAUAUUGCCAAUAUUGAGAAAACUAUCAGGGUCUCAUGCAACUAUGCCAACGACGACGACAGUUCUAGAAAAGAUUCUGGGUUGUGCGUUGUUGUCAAUUAUAACUUUUGGGCUAGCUUGAGAAUAGGUAGAGAUGACGAGCUUGUUGAAGCUCUUAAAGCGGAGAUGGUAGAGCCUGACAACUUUUUCGACUUCAAAUAUAUCCUCAUUUUAGUCCCUAUAAUAGGGGGGUUGGAAAACCACUUAUCACUAGUGGCAAUAUCUCCGAAGAAUAAAACGAUUGACUAUUUGGAUAGCUCUCCAACACCGUUUCGAAAUUCUGGAGAUGAAGCCGAAAUAUUCCCGAGGGUCUUCAAUUUUCUCGCUCGUUAUCUCGGGCGACGAUUCGUAUGGCCAACGUGGAAAAUCCGCCGUUAUGCAUCAGCUACUCAACCCACCAAGAAUUUUGAAUGUACAGCAUACGUCUUGGCAAAUGCAACUUGCCUAGCGUUUGGAUAUUCUCUAAUUUAUGACCUAUACUGUAAUAUGCUUAACAGACGUCAAAGAGCAGCGUCCGAGCUUUUAAAUGGGGGUCUUGGGCCUUACACGGGAGAUAGCUCUGAUGCACUAGAGUUUGCUAACGAAUUCACUUACGAAUUCGGAAACGAAGACGAAAAGCCUACUUCCCAAAUUGGAUUUCACGAGUUAGAAGAAGACAUCGUUAAGACCUUGCCUCUUGCCGUCCAGAAUAAUAGAGGUACUUAUCGAGAUGUUACUGACAUCCAAGGACUUCUUAGUGUAGCUGCUUUAGUCCACGAUGAUACUCAUAUGAAGAUUUUGAGAAGAUGGUGCGAAGUCCCAAGACGCAAUCUGAUUGACUGUGUAGGAAUGGUGGAGCUGUUUGAUCGCCGCCUCCUGCAAGGUGGCCAAAGGGAUACUGAGGAGGAUGUUCUUGACGUGGACCUGCGUGGCACGCCCCGAGCCUUGAAGAGUAUGUUCAACAUCCACAGACUGAAGAAUGUAGCGGAUCUGACACUACUUUCAGGAACCCUUUCAGGUCCUAAGGGCAGAGAGCCUAUAAAUAAAUAUAGUAAAACCCACUUGCAAUUAAAUUACUACCACAUAAAAUUGCUAACACUUGUCUCAAGGAAAACGAGAGAUUUUGAAACCUGCGAAGGUAGAGAGGAAUGGAAUAGCAAAAUCGACUCGGAAAAGGAGCAGCUUUUGAGAAUGAAAGGAUCUGUAGUUCGAAUCAAGAGCGAUUGGCAAGCACACGUGUGA